AUGGACCGCAUACUCCUGGCCCCUGAACCGCUGAUCCGCGCCGUGCUCGUCGCCCUCUGCGACAACCAGCGACUUCAAGCCCGCAGCAUCGGCUAUCUCGACCGCUUGGAGAAACUGCACCGGCCGCCGCCGCCACCAGGAGAUGCACCCGCGACUGGCCAGCCACAACCUGCAAGCCUGAAACUGCUGGGGAAAAGAAAAGCCCCCGAGCCGCCACCACCACAGAUAUGCAUCCAGUGCAAACAUGCAUUCCUCCCUGAGACCAACAACCAGCAGGCCUGCGCAUUUCACCACGGCCGGCUGGACAUAGAUCCGACCCACCGUACCUGGGCAGCAGGCGAGGGCGCAGAGCAUGCCUCCCAAAAGAAGCUACGUCAGCACGACACCGAGGACAGCCGCGAGGACAACCCCGAGGGCUUCCUCUGGUCGUGCUGCGGGAGGAGCGGCGCAGGCCCUGGCUGCACCGAGGGUGAACACCUCGCCAUCAGGGCCGACGACCGGUCCAAGCGGGCGCGGUACGCCGCCGACCCGGACGAGCUGCGCAUGUUUGAGGGGAAGGUCCUUCGGCCGAAUGAGUUUGUGAACGACUACCUUGUAGACGACAGCAGCGACUCGGAGGCGUGGAGCGCGGGGGCCGCCUCGCGUGGUGUUGAGAGCCAGGCGGUGGAGGCUGGUGGCGCCGCCGCCGAUGAGGUACCGUCCGAGGCAACUGAAAGGAAUAGCGAGGGAAGAAGUUCUCGGUCAGAUGUUGGGGUUUAG
Molecule: messenger RNA, 759 nt
Organism: Diaporthe batatas
Lineage: Eukaryota; Fungi; Ascomycota; Sordariomycetes; Diaporthales; Diaporthaceae
Exons: 1
Coding region: 1-759 (252 amino acids)
Source: RefSeq, a predicted model, not a curated record